CUAUAUAUAGAGCGGUCAGGGGGCCUGGAGUGGGCCACUGUUGCUACAACAUGGCAGAGGUUACUGACGAAGUGGAGGGGUCUGACCUAGAUGCAGAUGCAGAAACAGAAGUCCCUGCUGUCGUCGAGAGCGAGAGUACCCCUUGUCAAUCCGAGGGCAAAGAAAGUGAGAAGGGGAGGAAGAUACUAAAGAAGGUUAAAUCAGCCCUUCAACAGAAUGCGGAAAAGCGUAAGAGGAAAACGUCAACGAUACUAGUCUGGUACUACAGGCAGGGUAAAAGAAAGAAUGAAAACAAGCCAGAGACGGAUCAAGAAAGCCUUUCUCCUACUUCAAGCAAUUCGUACCAGGGGUCAGAGAUCUUGAAGUAGCUGUUAUCUCUCCCGAAGAAGUGCAGGAGAGCGGGCUGCUCAGGGAGAGAUCAGAUCUUACCUGAAUGGUCACAUGUGUGGAGACCAAAUAAAGUACGGGGGUGUUGAUGAAUAAAACACCAACCAGUUGCAAAAAGGA
Molecule: messenger RNA, 507 nt
Organism: Ailuropoda melanoleuca (giant panda)
Lineage: Eukaryota; Metazoa; Chordata; Mammalia; Carnivora; Ursidae
Gene: SPANXN4
Product: SPANX family member N4
Exons: 2
Coding region: 51-368 (105 amino acids)
Source: RefSeq, a predicted model, not a curated record